AUGAAGCAAAGCGAAAAAGAGGAGAAGAAGGCGGAGAGAAGGAAAGCACUCGACAUGUUGUGCUCCAGGUCAGCUUUGUUGUUAUCUGUAGUGAGCUGCAUCGCACUGAUUCACGUUGAACUCAGAACACAGGAACAUCAGCGACUGAUAUCAUACUCAAUAACAAGCUGUGAUCAGAUUGAGACAAAAAUACUCAAGAAAUUACAACCGAAGAGCUAUGGACACUGGCAAGCCAACAAGGAAAGCCAUUCAGGAGGUCAUUGGCAAGAAAUACGAGGUCAGGUUUUGCGCGGCGUAAGUUGUUACUCAUGUUUUGACGACCGCAAUAGUUUUCGGUCAUUAUUUUCAAGACAUUCCUCGUCCCUAGAGAUGUUCCCUCAGAAAAUGGGUUUUUACAAACAUGAAAUAGGCCCUAGUAAUAGCGAAAGGUAGCUUCUUAGCCACUAUCGAAUGCAAGGUUGUAGUGUUUUCCUUAAGCGGCCAACCUCCGGGUAACGGUAAGUGGCCGCUAAAUGGAGGUUGGUCGCUCAAUAUACGUUUGUCAUAAAUUAGCAGAGACAUCACCAUAUCUUGAACAAACACACGACGGGAGAAGCAUUACUGCUCUACAAUCGGUCAUCAACUUCCAUCUCGGAUUUUUGUUUCCUUGAUCAUAUCUCGUUAGGACGAUCAAAAGGUGCCGCGGCCGAUUAAUAGAGGUGGCCGCUUGAAAGAAGGUUAAUUUCCCAUUCUUUUCUACAAUUAUUUCAGAAUUAUUAUUAUUAUUAUUAUUAUUAUUAUUAUUAUUAUUAUUAUUAUUAUUAUUUCUACCUAAAACUCGUGGGACGUUCAGAUUUAACAGUUAUAGCAAGAACGAAUUAAAAAAACAAACAAACAAUUUAUCUAAUUUUGCAAGUCAAAAGUUUUACUUUUUCAAAAAUAUGCCCAUACUACGAGAAAUGUUUGUCAGUCACUCUUGAGAGGAAUUUUCAUUACUGCUUUCAUUUAUCAAUAGAUGGGACAGACGAUUUCUUAAGAAUAAAGCGAGCUUCACCACAUAAUUCACAACAGCAAUUGGUCCAAACAGUUUCUGAAGUAAAACUGCUAAUCAAAGAAGAGCUUCGUUUGAUGCAAAACCAAAUCUGUGCUAAAGAUGAAACAAUUUGCCAGUCAGGAUCAAAAGGUAACAAUGGACGACGGGGAAAACCAGGAUACCGAGGAAGACCAGGCCCCCCAGGGAGACUCGGGCCAGAGGGACCUCCUGGUAAACAUGGACCAAUAGGACCUCAAGGACCGAUGGGUCUGAAAGGGGAUCUCGGAGUACCGGGUGAUCCUGGUCCCGCGGGACCUAGAGGCCUAGCGGGGCAGAAAGGCGUCAAGGGUGAACAGGGAAAGUCCAUUUCGGCUCCUUCUCUGCUUCAGCGACCUGCUGGAACAACAGUUAAUGAAACUCAAACAGCCAUCUUAAAAUGUGUAGCGGACGGUAAUCCAACUCCACAGGUCACGUGGUCCAAAGUAAAUUCAUCGCUUCCCAUUGGACGUCACGUGACUACCAGUAGCGCUCUUAUUGUGAAGGACGUUAGACCAGAAGACGAUGGAGUUUACAGAUGUAGAGUUGAAAACUUGCUGGGCAACAUCAACGCCACAGCAAAGCUAACUGUUCAAUGUAAGAUUGACCACUUUCUUUAAGGUAUUUUGUAAAAAUAAAUUAUUGAGCAACAGGAGCAGAUGAAACAAGGACGCAGUCUGUUGACUAAUUAAAACAUUUGACGGGGACGCGCUGUGGCUAGUGUGAGUUUAAGUUUCAGACUAUAACUUUUCUAAUUAGUUAUUGUUAACGUGAAUAAAUGUUGGGCAAUUUAUCGAAAUUUACGUUCAGCAUAAGUACAAGAUUACUUUUUGUAAGCCGCAGGAGACUGGACUGAAAACUUGAGCACAGGGACUAACACCACAAGCUAAACGACCAGUUAAAGGAGUACGGAUGUAAGGAACUUGCUAUCUCGGUCUGCAACAUAAUGCGAAAUUAAAUUAAACGUAAAUAAUAUUCAAGGGUCCGGUGCGGAAGCCAAUAACUGGUAAGAGAAAAAUCAGUUUGCAUUUCUUUAAAGAGGCAGUUGAAAUGUCAGUGCUGAACUCCCAUUUUUAAUCUUGUAAAUCCUAGAAUUUAUGAAACGAGGCAAUUUGCUUCAAAGACUGAUGUUUAUAGCGGCUGUUUUUACAUUAUAAGAAAACAAAUUUUUCUCUUUAGUUGGUCUUCAACAACAAGUUUUGUUUUUCAAUUUUUCAUUAGCUGAUCCUCAACUUUUCUUAUCAUCCAAUCGACUGAUGGCUGAAGAGAAACAAAAUGUCACUAUCGCCUGCAAUGCUACUGGUCAGCCGCAACCAAGCAUCACGUGGUCAAAAGCCUUUGGUUCUUUGCCUAAAGAAAAAGCUGCAGUUAAGAAUGGAGCCCUUACAAUCUAUAACCUUACAAAAAACGACGUCGGUAUAUACAUGUGCAAAGCAGAAAAUAUUCUGGGACGGGAUACCAGUACAGUUCUAGUGGUAGUGUUUUCUCCUUUGAGGUUCAAAGUCCGCCCUCCUCAUGAAGUGACUCCCUUGUCUGGCUUCAAUGUCCGUCUGCCCUGUUUGGCCGAGAGCGAUCUGAAACCAACAGUAUCUUGGAAAAAAGAGGGCAAACUUUUACUUCCCGCUGACACCUAUGUUCUUACAAAUGGAACACUGCUUUUCCGAGACAUCAAGCAAUCACACCAAGGAACAUACAUCUGUAGAGCAACUAAUGCUCUGACGACAAUUGAAGCUAAAGUUAAAAUCAACUCUCCAAUUAUUGCUACCUCCUGUUCUGUGAUAAGAAAGUACUUCAGCAGUGUAAGCGGAAAUUACGUCAUUGAUCCAGAUAGCGAGGGAGGCCUGGCACCAUUCACAGUCUUCUGUGACAUGACUGAUAAGAGUGGAGUUGGCGUGACAGUAAUAGAUCACGACAGCGAAAGAAGAACACAUGUGAAUGGAUAUAGCAGUCGAGGUAGUUACUCACAUGACAUUCAUUACACAGGAGCGAGUCUGUCUCAGCUGGCCAGUCUCACCAGAGUUUCUUCACACUGUGAACAGUUCAUCAAAUAUGAGUGUUUGGACUCAGUUUUGCUUUACAAUAGACAUCCAUAUGGAUGGUGGGUGUCACGUGAUUCUGCUAAAAUGACGUACUGGGGAGGAGCAUCUAUCAAUGGUAAGUGCGCAUGUGGGAUGACCAACUCAUGCGUAAACUCCAGGUUUGGUUGUAACUGUGAUAAGAAUGACCGUGUAUGGCGUGAAGACAGCGGUCUGCUGACUGACAAGACAAAGCUUCCUGUCAAACAGCUCAGGUUUGGAGAUACUGGUAGCGGCAACCAUGGCUACCACACACUGGGAAAAUUAAAGUGUUACGGCACUGCAUGA
This is a messenger RNA of Porites lobata, 3411 nucleotides long. Lineage: Eukaryota; Metazoa; Cnidaria; Anthozoa; Scleractinia; Poritidae. The record is from the annotation of a GenBank genome assembly.